AUGGCCUUCCAAAUAGCUCUUAUGUACAACGCCGCAUCCGUUUUAGGUCGCAUCUUGCCAAACUUCCUGUCCGACAAGACUGGGCCGAUUGACGUCAUCAUGCCAUGCGCAUCCACCACUGGGGUUCUUCUGUUCAUUCUCGUAGUCCUCGAUGCUGGACAAGUUGGCGGCUUUGCCGUUCUCUCGCUGCUAUUGGAAUGUGGUGCUAUGGAGGUGCAGCCGCAAUGA
This is a messenger RNA of Parastagonospora nodorum SN15, 228 nucleotides long. RefSeq lists its product as hypothetical. The coding region runs from base 1 to 228 and encodes 75 amino acids. The transcript has 2 exons. NCBI's taxonomy places the organism in Eukaryota, Fungi, Ascomycota, Dothideomycetes, Pleosporales, Phaeosphaeriaceae. The record is from RefSeq and is a predicted model, not a curated record.